Phytophthora sojae is the source of this 630-nucleotide messenger RNA. RefSeq lists its product as hypothetical. Gene Ontology annotation, cellular component: U12-type spliceosomal complex; nucleolus. Gene Ontology annotation, molecular function: RNA binding. The transcript is spliced from 2 exons. NCBI's taxonomy places the organism in Eukaryota, Oomycota, Peronosporomycetes, Peronosporales, Peronosporaceae. Gene Ontology annotation, biological process: positive regulation of mRNA splicing, via spliceosome. The record is from RefSeq and is a predicted model, not a curated record. The coding region runs from base 1 to 630 and encodes 209 amino acids.
AUGUCGGCGGCCAUCGAGCAGCGCAACCAGGAUGCGACCGUGUACGUGGGGAACCUGGACGACCGCGUGACGGAGGAGCUGCUCUGGGAGCUCAUGCUGCAGGCGGGCAGCGUGUGCAACGUGCACAUGCCGCGCGACAAGGUGACGGGCAGCCACCAGAACUACGGCUUCGUGGAGUUCCGCACCGAGGAGUGCGCCGAGUACGCGGUUAAAGUGUUAAACAUGGUGCAGCUCUUCGGCAAGGCCAUCCGCGUGAAGAAGGCCUCGAGCGACCGCAAGAACCUGGACGUGGGAGCCAACCUGUUCCUGGGCAACCUGGACCCGGAGGUGGACGAGAAGCUGCUGUACGACACGUUCUCGGCCUUCGGGGGCAUCAUCGAGACGCCCAAGAUCAUGCGCGACCCGGACACCAAGGCGUCGCGCGGCUUCGGCUUCGUGAGCUUCGACUCGUUCGAGGCGGCCGACCUGGCCAUCGAGUGCAUGCACGGCCAGUACCUGACAGCCGCAACGAGCGCCACGGCUCGGAGGCCGAGCGGCUGCUGGCCCAGAGGAACCCCAACAAGCUGCAACCGCACACCAUGUUCGCGUUCACGCCGGGGGCCAACGGGGCGCCUCCUGCCCCUCCGAUGA